This is a messenger RNA of Synchiropus splendidus (mandarinfish), 2975 nucleotides long. RefSeq names its product matrix metallopeptidase 15b (gene mmp15b). Gene Ontology annotation, biological process: proteolysis; extracellular matrix organization; collagen catabolic process. Lineage: Eukaryota; Metazoa; Chordata; Actinopteri; Syngnathiformes; Callionymidae. Gene Ontology annotation, cellular component: extracellular matrix. The transcript has 11 exons. The record is from RefSeq and is a predicted model, not a curated record. Gene Ontology annotation, molecular function: metalloendopeptidase activity; zinc ion binding. The coding region runs from base 413 to 2389 and encodes 658 amino acids.
AGUCUCGGAGCACGGGAGCAGCGGUCCACUGUCCAUCAGGCUCCCACAGCCGGACCACACCACCGAGCCCGCGACGCGCUUUUCCGCAGGAUUCUCUCCACGAAAGGAAAACAACGAACUGGACUCCAACUGCGCGGAAACGUCAGCUUAUGACGCGUUCGAGUAAAGUGUGCGAGGCGAUAAGAAAACCCCGGGUUAAUGACUGACGAACCCUGUGCUGGUUGGAAGGAAGCGCCCCGGGACUUACGCGCGUGUGAACCGCACUGGUGAGAGCUGCGAUGGAGGACGCAAGCGCACUGCUGAGGACUGGAUGUCGGUAGCUUGACACACGCCUGCACUUGCGCCAGUUUGAGACGAGUAUCUGGCCGGAGAGCGAGAACAUUGCGAGGGUGUGUGGCACUGGACGCGGACCAUGGCGCGCUCCUCGCGGGACAGCUGCUUCUGGUUGCUGUGGAAACGGGCCGUGCUCGCGCUCUGCCUGUGCGCACUCGGAGCCUUCGGGUCGGGGGAUGACGUCACGUUCAACGCAGAGUCAUGGCUGAGGAUGUACGGCUAUCUGCCUCAGGCCAGCAGGCAGAUGUCCACCAUGAGAUCGGCUCAGAUCCUGUCCAACGCCGUCAGCGACAUGCAGAGGUUCUACGGCCUGGAGGUGACGGGACAAAUGGAUCCUCAAACCAUCAGUGCGAUGAGAAGACCUCGCUGCGGUGUGCCGGACAAGUUUGGCGGUCAGAUCAAGACCAACGUGCGGCGGAAACGCUACGCCCUCACUGGACAUAAAUGGAAUAAGAGCCACUUAACCUACAGUAUCCAGAACUACACCCCGAAGAUCGGGGAGUAUAACUCAUAUGAAGCCAUUAGACGGGCCUUCAAAGUCUGGCAGAGCGUCACCCCGCUGACCUUUGACGAAAUCCCCUACCAAGAGAUCAAGUACGGACGCCGCAAGGAGCCCGACAUUAUGAUCUUCUUCGCCUCGGGUUUUCAUGGAGACAGCUCUCCUUUCGACGGAGAGGGGGGCUUUCUUGCUCAUGCCUACUUCCCCGGGCCAGGCAUGGGUGGAGACACACAUUUUGACUCGGACGAGCCUUGGACCAUCGGAAACCAGAAUGUUCAAGGCAACGACCUCUUCCUCGUGGCAAUCCACGAGCUGGGCCACGCCCUGGGCUUGGAGCACUCCAACAACCCCCUGGCCAUCAUGGCUCCCUUCUACCAGUGGAUGGAGACCGACAACUUCCAGCUGCCCGAAGAUGAUAGGAGGGGCAUUCAGCAGAUCUAUGGUCAGCCAGAUAGCAGCCCCACACAAGCUUUGCCCACUGUGACACCUCGUCGGCCGGAGCCCAGACCACCACAUCCGCCCCCGCGGCAACCGGACCGCCCCAGAACCACAGACCGACCCGAUCAUUACGGCCCCAAUAUCUGCGAAGGCAACUUUGAUACAGUUGCAAUGCUGCGGGGGGAGAUGUUUGUUUUCAAGGGCCGCUGGUUCUGGAGGGUUCGUAGGAACAGGGUUCUGGACAAUUACCCCAUGCCGAUCAGCCACUUCUGGAGAGGUCUUCCUGGAGACAUCGACGCUGCCUACGAGAGACACGACGGCCGCUUUGUCUUUUUUAAAGGAAGCAGAUUCUGGGUUUUCCGUGAGGCGAACCUGGAACAGGGCUACCCACUGGAGCUCGUCGACUACGGCCAGGAUAUUCCCUACGAUCGCAUUGACACCGCAAUCUGGUGGGAGCCCUCCGGCUACACCUAUUUCUUCCAGGGAGACUGGUACUGGCGCUUUAAUGAGCAGUCACGCUCAGCUGAUAGAGGGUACCCGAAGCCCAUCAGUGUGUGGGGGUCGUCGGUGCCAUCCUCUCCAAAGGGGGCCUUUCUCAGCGACGAUGGAGCGUACACGUUCUUCUACAAAGGCUCUAAGUACUGGAAGUUUGACAACCACCGCAUGAAGAGCGAGCCGGGCUACCCCAAAUCCAUCCUGAGGGACUACAUGGGCUGCAGUGUGGACCUGGACCCCGACAGAGACAGGGACACGGACUCGGGCCGCAAACAGCCCGACGUCAACCGUCCGCCGUUCAAUCCCGACGCCGGACGUGAGCCGGACAAGGGCAAAGACAAGGAUGUACCUGACAGGACUGAAACCGACCCAGGCAAAGGCUCGGACGCCGACAAGGACGAAGAUUACCGGGAGGGCCGGGAGGAAGACACCAACGAGGUGGAUGUGGUGCUGAAGGUGGACGACAGCGAGGAACGGACCAUGAAUAUCCUGAUGGUGACGAUCCCACUGGUCCUGGUGCUGUGCAUCUUGGGUCUCAUCUACGCCAUCAUCAACACGCUGCAGAGCAAGGGGGCUCCGCGGUUGCUGGUUCACUGCAAGCGCUCUUUGCAGGACUGGGUUUGAACCGGACUCAUGGCGGGGAAAAGCGCUGUUAGAUCCACUAGAGCCAAGGCUCCUGCAGCUCUUAGUGCGAGUAGAUACAUUCGAUACUGUAGGGAUACACUAACUCGAAACCUAAAUUAUGUCUUACACACUCUCAGUCAGUCAGACUCACACCCACCCCCUCCUCCUCCUCUCCCCUAUGGUGCUCCACAAUGCAGUGACUGUAGUCUAUUUAUGUGAGAGAAGUUUGCACAUAGUUUUUUUCUUGUUUUUUUGUGAUUGUUCUAAACCAGGAAGGCUGUUUUCCGCGCCUGUCCACCUCCCUCUAAUCUCCGCAGGGGCUUUUCCCCUCACUGUUAGCUUGACAUCUGCUGGUGCGAUCAGCUGACCGCACAGUAUCAGUGUCAGAGAGGUGGCAGCCCACAUUUAGAUGACUGAGCAAAGCUUGAGAACUCAUGACUAUCAUAACUGCUGAAUCACUUCUCUCUGACUUGAUCUUGCAUUUGUUGAUCCAGACUUGAUUUUAAAGGUGGGAGACAUCUGAGGAACAAUGGCCACCGCAACUGAUACUGCACUUGUUUUUUUUUUUGUUUUUUGUUUUUUUUUU